UCUAAUUUGCCUUUCAUAGCAACGCGUGGCUGAUGCUGUGCACGCUUUCGUCAGAUUUGCGACGCAGGCAUGCGGAUUCUGGCCGUCGACGCUCUGCGACCGGGGUCGGAUCCCGACGCACACGUCUGGAGAACGACGUGGUUGCGUCGUCGUUUCCAGGAGGGACAUAUUGCCAAGGCCGGCGAGCACCUCCUCGGUGACAGCGGCUACCCCCUGGAACCAUGGCUCCUGACUCCGGUCCCAGGCCAUCCUCCCGCUCACACUGCAGAAGGCAGGUACAACACUGCACACGCUUCCAUGCGGUCCGUAGUGGAACGCUGCAUUGGACUUCUGAAGAGCCGCUUCCGCUGCCUUCAGAGGUACCGUGCCCUCCACUAUGAACCAGACCGCGCAGCCAACAUUGUUGCAGCGUGUGCAGUGUUGCACAAUUUGUGUCUUGAUGAGGGUGACAGUGCGUUUGAUGAGGUUGAUGAUGAUGACAGCAGCAACAGCAGCAGUGACGAUGCAAACGGUGGCCCCCUCCCACUUGUAGUUCCCCGAGCGAGGGCAGCACGCAUAAUGUACCUGAAAGGAUGUGCUGCCCGUGACAAUGUAAUUACAUUAUUCAGAACCACACGACAGCAGCACCAGCACUACCUGCGAAGGGUGCGAAGGCGGCUGCGUCGGCAGCAGCACCGACAGCAGCAGUAA
This is a messenger RNA of Dermacentor silvarum, 690 nucleotides long. RefSeq names its product putative nuclease HARBI1. The record is from RefSeq and is a predicted model, not a curated record. Bases 70 to 690 code for a protein of 206 amino acids. The transcript has 2 exons. Lineage: Eukaryota; Metazoa; Arthropoda; Arachnida; Ixodida; Ixodidae.